Molecule: messenger RNA, 489 nt
Organism: Candidula unifasciata
Lineage: Eukaryota; Metazoa; Mollusca; Gastropoda; Stylommatophora; Geomitridae
Source: the annotation of a GenBank genome assembly
AUCCCCUGUAGGGUGCCAGCUGUGACUUCUUAUACUUUAGCAGCCCGUGGAUUGUCAACAACAGCAUGUCUUUGUAAAAACAGGAAAUCUGGGAUUCCAAAAAUCACACAGUUCAGGACAAAGCCCCUCACAUACGAGCAAGCCCAGGCACCAUUCAACAUUUAUGUUAGAAAGGGCUGGUUGUCAUGGAACACAAGUAAUCUUUAUGGUGAGGGAAGGAAAGCAGAAACAGCUUUUGAAGAUUUCCUAAUCCGCAAAUUUAUGUUCGGAACGUGGCAUACAAACCUUGUGUCAGAAGUGGUUAUCAAGAGGCGGCAAAAUAUCAUUGUGUUAUCUUUCCUUGUUUCCAUGGAAAGAUUGCUGGCCAGGCAGGUCUACUUUCUCCAGGGCUACACGGAAGAACUGUUGACCACCUGGUUGAAGUGCCCGGUCAAGGUGGAGCUUCAGACAGUUGAUUCGUUUGAUGAUGUUGUAUUUAAAAAGAUUUAA